CAUUUGAAGCGCGGUCAAGUUUAAACGUUUUUGCUAUGGCGCUUAGUGCAGUCAGAUUCUUGCGUCUUCCAGUUUACUUAAGAUAUAGAUUAUACAGUACGGAAAGUGCAUCAGCAGUAACACACACUGGCCAGACGUUCUCGCUAAAUGACCCAUCAGUUGCAAGAUUUACUAUCGGUGAUAAGUUGGUCAAUAAGCAAUUCGCAGAAAAGCUGAUAGCAGAGGUUACCCCGAUCGCUUGCGAAGAAAAUAUAAUCAGUUGCGACGGUGGUGGUGGUGCACUUGGGCAUCCUAAAGUAUACAUCAACUUGGACCAACCAGGUAAUCAUACUUGCGGGUACUGUGGUUUGCGAUUUUACCUAGACAAAAAAAGCAACUGAAACCUACGACAACCACGAUUUAGAACAGAAAAAUAUCCUACUUUGUGUGUUAUGACAUCAUGUUUUGAUGAAUAUCCUUGUGCUUUUAGAAGUUUGUGAAGUGUUACUGAAAAUAGCUUACAAUCAAAUACAGUAUAUAUUCUUCCCU
This is a messenger RNA of Schistosoma intercalatum, 528 nucleotides long. The record is from the annotation of a GenBank genome assembly. Lineage: Eukaryota; Metazoa; Platyhelminthes; Trematoda; Strigeidida; Schistosomatidae.